GUAGAUGUGGUGGUUCUACCCCUUGCUCUGCAUCCUGAUGGGCUGGGCUGGGAUUCCAUGCCAGGAGUCCAUGCCAUCACUCAGAAGGCUCUGGAGACUGUCCCCCAAUGCCGUGACCUGUAUCCAGGGGAUAUUCUUUUGGUGCCAGGUUCAACCUUUCCGGAGCUUGACUGCAGAAUGAUAUACCUAGUAAGGCUUGAUGAUUUGCAGUUGGAGCCUGAAGAAGCUCAUAAGCAGGUUAUUCGAAACAUGGUCCAAAGCUGUCUCUGCAUCUUCUAUGGGUCUUUCCUGGAAUCCAUUGUGUUUCCCAUCUUCCAGCCAGUAGAUGCAGAUCAAGCUGCGAUGUGGGAAUGGAUUCUAAUUGUAAUAGACGAAGUGAAUUGGUUCUUGAAAAACUUUCCCAAUACUUGGAUGAAGCUGGUGCAAAUCAGGCACCUUCCAGGAUGGAUUCUGCCAUGUCCGAUAGAAAAGGCUCUCUCCUUUGCUGCAGAGCCGGUGGGUUUAUGUCGUACGGAAGAACCACUUUUCCUCUGGUACCUGGAAGAAAACUCAAGUGCCUUCAGUGAAUUUCAAGUACAAUUGAAGAAGGCUGGUUACGACUUCCAGAUAGACUUGGAUAGGAAACUGUUGGUAUUCCAGGCCAUCGAUCAGUCUGUGCAGAUGCUUGGCUUAGAAAAAUCCUUUGAGUUUGUGCGGAAGAAGUAUGUGCUACAUCAUGAGUCAAGAACAGAGAUUCUAAAAGUCUUGUUUGACCACCUAAAACUUAUAAAGAGAUUUGAAUCCCUCAGGAUCUGCAUCCUUGAUCAAAUAUGGCUUGUAGGCCUGUCAGAUGAGAUCAAUUGCUUCUUGCAAUAUCUCGCCCACGAGGCCUUUCAAAGGGAACUGGUGAACUGGGAGUGCACAGCUGAACCAGUACUCUGGUAUACUAUUGCCAAAGAUGUUGUACUUCAGGAGUUUUUCCAAUCCAAUCCUAUGAUAAAGCUUGAAAUUAUUGCUAAGACUCCAGCAACUAUCAGAUUCGGGGGACCCCGUAAGACAGUCAAGGAAGUAGAGAAGCGUCUCAAGGAGCUCUUGAAUAGCUUCCAGGUUCUACCAGUCCCUUUCUCCGAUUUUCAGUUGCAGUUUGUCAGGGCACAUUGGGGCAAAGUGUUCUACAAGCACUUCUUCCUAGAGAACAGCAUCCCAGUUGUUUUGGAGCUCUCUCAGGUUGUCCAGAUUGUUGGCCUAGACUUGGGCAAAAUGAAAGAAGCUGAAGAGAUCCUCGUGAACCUAGUGUGUGAAAGGGCUAUGGUGAUUGCAGAGGAUUUGAAGUGGGCUACUGAGGUUUCAGAAUGGAAGUUGCUGCUACUUAAGCUGGGAACUCAUAAGGAAGUAGCCAUUCAUCACGUGGAACCUGGUUGGGUGAUCCUGGUGGGUUUCUGUCCUAAGGUCAUUCAAGUAGAAGAAUCUAUUAAGAAAUAUUUGAAAGAAAAUUCUCCAGUGGAAGAAAAAGUGGAGCUUGCUAGACCAGAAUUAGCUUUAGCUGGGAACGGUCUGCUUCAUAUUAUGGGCUGGGAACAUCUCAGGAUGAAUGUUGCACUCCAGGUGAAAAGUCAGCCUUCAGUGCUGCAGGUGAGAGGUCUUCAAAAAUAUGUGAAAAAAGCCAUGCCGGCCAUCAAGAGGGACUUGGAUUCUUUGAUGCUUGAUACAAUACCUCUAAGGAAGAGAAUUCUUCGAGAAUACAUCUUUGGAAUUGGAGCAAGUCUGCUCAAAAACAUGGCUUGGCAGUUGGGUUGCAUUGCUUGGAUGAAGACUGAAGAGUCCGAUGAUUGGAAGAACAUCAUGAAUGAGGACUCCAUGGAAGAAAGAUGUGCUAUGGGCUUCUCAGAGGCAAUAUAUGUAAUAGGCAAAUGGAAUUCGAUGAACUUGUUGAAGCAUAUUGUAGCUGGUCUGUUUGCACAGUUCUGUACAAAAUCCAUCUAUCAUGAAGCAAUUACCACUUUUAAAAAUAUGAACAUUGAUGAGUUCCUGAGGAAUAUAUCCCACAGGCUUCCUGUAGAUAUCCGUUGGUUGCAGGAUAAUGAAAUCCAGAUUUGUGGUUUCCAAAAAGAUGUGGAGAAUGUUCUGAAAGCUGUUCAUGGAAAGAUUGAGGAAUAUCAGUCUGAAAUAAUUGAAGUCCAAGCUCAAUAUGAGUUAGUCCCUUACACAGUUAUAAGCUUGUUCCAAAGGUUAUUUCCAACAAACCCUUUGGUAAGCGUAGUAGUCUUGGCCAAUGAUUUAGUAACCAUCAUAUUUACAGGUCCCCGUCAAAAGUUGGUAAAAGUGAAGGAGUACUUUGAGGAAUUCCUUAGAAGUUUCCAAUUUUUACCAGUUUCUCUUUCCGAACUCCAGCUUCAGUUUGUCAAGGCACAAUGGGGUAAACUCUUUCAUAAUGGCUUUUUUUGGGAAAGAAACAUCCCGGCCGUUUUGGAGAUCUCUGAAAUGGUUCAAGUUGGUGGCUUAAGUGUGGGUGAAAUAAAAGAAGCUGAAAACAUCCUAAUGAAACAGGUGUGUGAGAAGACUCUGGAGAUUGUAGAUCAGUUGCAAUGGGUCACCAAGGAGCCAGAGUGGGAAGACUUGUUAAAUAGAUUAAAGUCUCAUGAGGAAGUUGCCAUUCAUUACACUCCAUCCAAUCAGGUGACCGUAGUUGGCCCUUCUCUUCAGACUGCUGUGGUAGAAGACUAUAUUGAGGAUUACUUAAGAGAUAAUUCCCCAUUGAAAGAAAGUAUGAUGCUUACUAAACCAGAAUUAGUAUUAGCUGGGGAGAGACUCCUUCAUAUUAUGAAUUGGGAACACCUCAAGGUGAACAUCACGUUCAAGCCAGGUAAUUAUAUGUUGUCACUGCAAGUGAAAGGACUCCAGAAAUUUGUGAAGAAAGCCAUUCCUGUGAUCAAGAAAGAUUUGGAUUCCCUGGUGUUUGGUAUGAUACCUCUGAAGAAGAAAGCAUUAUGCAUCUAUUUCUCUGAAGAUGGGGCAGAUCUGCUGAAGAAUAUGGCAGAUACCCAGAAUUGUAUUGCAAAGAUGCAAACCCUGGAGAACCACCACUCCAGCAAUGAUGGAGUCUUGCAAGGCUUAGCUGAGGACAACAGGACUGUGAUUUUUGUUGUGGGCAUCCAAAGCAAAGUGACUUCACUCAAGCAGCAUUUGUCAGAUUUUAUUGCCAAAUUCCACAAAGAAACCAUCUGUAAUACCGAGAUAUCAACUUUCAGUGAUGACAGCCUUAAAGCCCUUUGCAAAACUAUCCCACCUCAGUAUCCGGUUGGCUUCCAUCGCCUAAGAGAAACGGUGUUUUGGAUUUGUGGUUCUAAAGAAGAUGUUGAAAAUAUUUCCAGAAAGAUUUAUACCAAAUUAGAAGAAAUUCUCACUAUAAAGAUCCAAAAAGCUCAAGCUGAACAGACAGUUUCCAUGCUUCUGUAUGAGACUAUCCGUUGGCAUCAUUGGUCUGAUGCCGGAUGGUCUACUUUUGACAUACUAACCAAUCGCUAUCUGGAGGAGACAUAUCGCGAGAAAAAAACGGAGGCACUAGUGCCAUGGAAUGGAGAAAAACUGAAGGUUAACUUUCUGACAGACGAAGCCUUCGUCCCAGGGAAGAGAAAAUUCAAGAUAAGGAGAGAGAUCUGCUUAUGGGACAAGAAUAUUGCUCCCUUCUGGGACACCAUGGAUGAAUGUUUAAUUAAGAAAGUGGAACUGCAGACACAUUCAAAGGAAUAUCAGGAUGUGGUGGAUAAGUUCAACAAGACAGCUGGGAAGUACAAAGUUGUCAAAGUAGAGAGGAUCCAAAACCGAUAUUUGUGGGUUUCCUAUUGUUGGAAAAAAAGUUGGAUGGAAAAGAAAAAUCCAGAAAGGAUACAGAAUGAACUCAUUCUCUAUCAUGGAACGCAGUCAGACAAGUAUUCCUCUAUCUGUAAUAUUGGCUUCAAAAGUGCUUUUCGAAAACAAUGUCUCUUUGGACAAGGCAUUUAUUUUUCUGUGGUUGCUGCCCAUUCUGUGAUCUACGCCAAACCAGAUCCCCAAGGGCUCCGAUACAUUUUUCAAGCUCGAGUUCUUACUGGGGAAUAUAGUUGUGGAAAAGAAAAUAUGGUAUUGCCUCCAGUGAAACAAGAGGGAAAUGGUCUCUAUGAUAGUUUGGUGGAUGUCCUUUUCAAUCCAAAUAUUUUUGUGAUCUGUUUUGAUGAUUUCGCUUACCCUGAAUACUUAAUCACCUUCCGUGACUAGAUAUCUUCAUAGCUGUUAUGAAAGAUGGGAAUCUACUUCAAUGGAAUACAGCUGGAAACAUGCAGAUCCUUUGACUUGAAGAAGGAAGAAACAAUUUCAGGCUGUAUAUAGUGUAUUGCUUGAGGGGAG
Molecule: messenger RNA, 4362 nt
Organism: Notechis scutatus (mainland tiger snake)
Lineage: Eukaryota; Metazoa; Chordata; Lepidosauria; Squamata; Elapidae
Source: RefSeq, a predicted model, not a curated record